Physcomitrium patens is the source of this 3265-nucleotide messenger RNA. Its product is annotated as mitogen-activated protein kinase kinase kinase 3. Gene Ontology annotation, biological process: protein phosphorylation; MAPK cascade. Gene Ontology annotation, cellular component: cytoplasm. The record is from RefSeq and is a predicted model, not a curated record. Lineage: Eukaryota; Viridiplantae; Streptophyta; Bryopsida; Funariales; Funariaceae. Gene Ontology annotation, molecular function: ATP binding; MAP kinase kinase kinase activity.
ACAUCCGUCGUGGAAAUCUGGGAGAAUCUGCUACUAGAAUCAGCGGCAUCGAUAGCCUGGUUCAUGGACUUGGCAUCCCCGUUACAAAUUUCAAAGCUACGAUAACUCUACUUGCUGCCGUCGCAUCACCCUCCUCGCCUCCCUGGUCUUUCCAUUCGCUUCCUGCAACAGUUGUUUCCUCAUUCCCCGUUACGUCGGUAUCGGCGAUCGAUGCUAGUUUUUUCCUUGCACACGGUCGGGAGACGAAACCUUUGCCAACGAAGUCAACGUCCUCAAAAAAGUGGCGCGUGUUUUGACAAGCAGAUAAGGUUUUUCGUCAGUGAGCUCGCAGCGUUGUUUGUUCAGAGCGAGUAGGAAGAGAAGGCGGGGGAUGAGAAUGACAACGAUUCAACUACGGGGAUUAUGAGGAGAGGCUGGAGAGGCUGACGAAUCUGAGAUCGGAGAUUUGUAGUACAACAGGAAGAAGCUUGUCUUCUUUGGGAUUUUUUGCCGCUCAAGAUGUGAAUAAUGGGGCGUUUGUCGGAGCAGGACAAUCUGGAGAAUUUGCGAGAGCGUCUUGAAUGGAGCGUUGCCCUGCUUGGAUUGAUUGCAGCCAUUGUGGAGGAUACGAACUGGGCGUGUCGUUGCCGAAGCGUGAGUUUGUUGCAUCUGAUCGAAUGCCAAGAUGAAGUUGCUAGAAAUAUUCAAGAAAAAGAAGAAGACGGCGGUGGGCAAUGGCGAACCUCACGAUGCCUCGCCACCAACUCCAACGCCAACGCCGCUAUCGAAGCCACCACCUGAUCACAGCAUCUGCAAGAGACCGGAGUCAUAUUUUCUUGCUCUAGCUCUGCCGCCAUUGCACACAUCCUCCCUACCGAAAUAUCCAACCCGUCGAAUUGAAUCGCAACUCACAAAAAUCCAACCUCCUGUAGACAAGGCACCGAGUGCAAAUGGGAGGGAGCAAGUGAAGAUUGCGGCGUCUUACCUGAAGUCUCAGAAAAGAUCCAUGUGGGUGUGGCCGUGCCUGCAACUAGAUUCUGACGCUUCUGAGCCGAGUAGUCCUACAUCACCACGCCGAGAUUCAAACUCCACUCGUAACCAUUCUCUGUCAUCACAAGACAGAAGGGAUAGCUCUAAUGCAUUGGAUCCUAGCUCCGCCGGAGGUUCAGGACGUCGUCACUCCAUACGACCACAAUCGGAAUGCAUAACGGUGGAUUAUGGUAAUCCGGGGUACAAUUUGAUCGCAAACAACCCCGCCGAGGGUUCCGCGUAUUCUACUCCGCAGAGGAAUCCACGAGAGCGAUCGAGAAGUGGCCAUGGGAAGCCAUCUACACCUCGUCAUCAGGGCUGUCGCAAGCCGUGCAAGCUUCCAUCGCCACCUAACUUGACUGAACUCGACAGAAAAAUGCGACAAUGUGCCACGGCGCCUGCAACACCGUUGCAGAAAUUGUCUCCUCGACCGCGUGCACCGCCGGUAUUGAUGUUCAACCAGGAGACGGUACCGCAGGGGCACAAGCUGACGCCACCAGCUUCGCCUCGGCCGCACAAACUGACCCCGCCACCAUCUCCUUAUCACGCAACAAGCUCAGCCAUGAAUCUGGAAAGACUAGAUGUGCCCAAACCUCCUCAGAGAUGGAAGAUGGGCCAGUUGAUUGGCAGUGGCUCCUUCGGUUCUGUCUACGAAGGGUGGAAUUUGGACGAUGGCAGUUUCUUCGCCGUGAAAGUCAGCAGUAUUGACAACGUUUCCUCUGAGAUUCACCAGGAGGUAGCGAUGCUGAGUAAACUCAAGCAUCCCAAUAUUGUCCAGUACUACGGCACUACCACGGAGGACGGAAACAUCUGCAUAUUUCUGGAGCUUGUGAAAAUGGGCUCACUUGAGAAGAUCAUGAAGAAGUUUGACGCGUUUGACGAAGUGCUGAUUAGGUUAUACACUCGCCAGAUCCUCAAGGGGCUGGAAUAUCUGCAUUCCAGGAACACAGUGCAUAGGGACAUUAAGUGCGCAAACAUCCUAGUGGAUUCUGAUGGGCAAGUGAAGCUAGCGGAUUUCGGUUUAGCCAAACAGAUGAAGGAGUCAAUGGCCAGUUCAGUGAAGGGCUCCCCAUAUUACAUGGCUCCCGAGAUUUUGGCCCCACAACACAGUAAACGCCCUUAUGGGCUGCCCGUGGAUAUCUGGAGCCUUGGGUGUACUGUGAUUGAAAUGGCAGACGGCAAGCCGCCAUGGGGUGCAUUCCAAGGGUAUGGGUUCGUUUUCAAUGUAGUGAAGGGGGUCCUGCCACCCAUUCCUGAGCAUCUGAGUGACAAAGCAAAGGACUUCAUAUCCCAGUGUUUGCGUAAGCGUCCAGAGGACCGACCCACAGUGAAAGAGCUUCUACUUCAUCCCUUUGUAGCCAUCACUUCCCGGACGUUCUGAGUUUCUGUUCCUAUUCGCGACCAACUUUGCAAGGUUUUUGAGAUUACCCUGCGGUGUGUUUUUCUCGUGCCCCACGUUGAUCAGAAGCCUUAGAGACUACCUGAUAUUAUUUUUUCAAGAACAUCGCCACUGCCAGAUUGGAUUCUUUGAAACGCGAUACACAGAACAUUCAUUGCCUUACAGGGAGCUGGCAAUUCCUUCAGCAAAUAGUGUCCGAUUGCUCUAUUCCUCUUUGGGCAUUCACAUACUUCGGCAGAAAUCUCAGAAAUUCUCCAGAAUUCAGGUUUAGUACUUCAAUUCGAGGUUCACGGGGUGUAGAGGAGACGUUCGCUAUCACUUUUUCAUCUUCCACGUGAGAAAGCGAGGUUAAUUCACGCUUCACGUUGGUCUGCGACUGGUCAUUCAUGCGUACAAGCGAAGCAACCAUUGUUGUAAUCCAGAAAAUGCAAAGCUUUCAUCUGAGUAUAAUCGGAGAUCAUUAGAGGGACCUGGACGCCAAAAAGGAAUCUGACCCAUUCAAAUCCUAUACAAUCAGGAGAAGAGGUCUUCUUCCUCAUGUAACACACAUUGGUAGAAGCAUAGGAAUUUACUAGAAAGAUUUCAAGUCAGUUGAUAUGCUUUUCUGAACAUUUCCAUACUGAUGAAACACGAUUGCCGUUUCACAGAAAUGAGAAUUAGUUCCAACGAUUUCGACCGAUUUACUAUGAAAAUUAGACCAGGGUAAAUUCGAUCUUUAAAUCCGAUUUAGACUUUCCUGGAUAUGUACAUGUAAUAUAUUGUACAACUCCCCUCCUGUAAUGGACCUCACAACUGAAAUCAAUCAAUACCAGGAAGAGGUUUUGAAGUCUUGAAUCAAACCCUAGAAUUUUUUGAAAA